CUUGCUAAAUAUAUUGACCAUACCAUUUUGAAGGCUAAUGCAAAGCAAAGUGAAGUUGAACAGUUGUGUAAAGAAGCUUUGGAUAAUCAAUUUGCUGCUGUUUGUGUUAAUGCAUCAAAUGUUGCUCUUUGUAAAACAUUAUUAGAAAAUUCUAAUAUUAAGAUUGCUUCAGUUGUUGGUUUCCCACUUGGCGCUACUACUACAGAAACUAAGGUAUUCGAAACUAGACAAGCUAUCGAUCUUGGAGCUCAUGAAAUUGACGUUGUUAUUAAUGUUGGAAAAUUAUUGGAUGGUGAUUAUCAAUACAUGUUUAAUGAAAUGAAACAAGUUGCAGAUGCUUGUAUUGAAAAGAAUGCAGUUUUGAAGGUCAUUUUAGAAUGUUGUUUGUUGGAUAAGAAUUUGAUUGCUGAUGCCUCAAUCAUUUGCAUGUUGGCUAAAUGUCACUUUGUUAAAACUAGUACUGGUUUCAGCACUUCUGGAGCUAAAUUGGAAGAUUGUAAAUUGAUGAAAGCAAUCUGUGGUAAUGUUGGUCAAGUUAAGGCUGCAGGUGGUAUUAGAGAUAAGGAAGCUGCUGUUAAAUUCAUCAAUGAAAGUAAGAUUGCUAGAAUUGGUACUAGCAGUGGUAUUAGUAUUAUCAAU
Messenger RNA from Naegleria gruberi, 639 nucleotides. RefSeq lists its product as uncharacterized. The transcript has a single exon. The record is from RefSeq and is a predicted model, not a curated record. The annotation marks the transcript as partial. Gene Ontology annotation, molecular function: deoxyribose-phosphate aldolase activity. Lineage: Eukaryota; Heterolobosea; Eutetramitea; Acrasida; Naegleriidae. Gene Ontology annotation, biological process: carbohydrate catabolic process; deoxyribonucleotide catabolic process. Gene Ontology annotation, cellular component: cytoplasm.